AUGUCUUCACUCAUUCUCAUGGGCUUAAUGCCCAGGGGAGACGAUUUCUCGCUGGCAGCACGAUUGACCAGCUCCAAGGAACUUGACAUCGAUCCUCUUCCGGAAAAUCACCGACGAGGUCUGAUUGCUAUUGCAGUUAUGGCUUUCUUAUCUCUUAUCGCAACGGCCAGUCUUCUAGGUUUCAUCACCUUUCGACUUAUCUUCUGGCGCGGCAGUUAUUCACGAUACAUCGGUUACAACCAGUAUAUCAUCCUUAUCUACAACCUAGUCUUGGCCGAUUUCCAACAGUCACUGGCAUUCAUUAUCUGUUUACGAUGGAUUCUUACCGACAAGAUCAAGUCCGGUAGCGUCGGAUGUUUCCUUCAAGGGCUCUGGUUGCAAAUUGGAGAUCCUGGGAGUGGUCUAUUCGUGCUCGCAAUCGCCUUCCACACAUUCCUUCUAGUCGUUUGGGGACGCAAAAUGUCCCAUAGGGUCUUUGUUGGGUUUGUCUGCGGAGUCUGGGCUUUUGUCGCUCUGAUGGUUGUGAUUCCAUUGGCUAUGUACGGCGGUGACGUCUUCGUGCCCUCUGGUGCCUGGUGCUGGAUCAGUGAAGACUAUGAAACCACUCGUUUGUGGACUCACUACAUCUGGAUUUUCGUCGCGGAAUUCGGCACAGUCGCCCUUUAUGCUGUCAUGUACUUCCAACUUCGUCGACAAAUCGCCGCCUCCUCAAUUCUUGGAAACAGCCAACUGGAGAGUCUCAGGCGACUGCGCCGCGUUGUCGGAUACAUGACCAUCUACCCGAUUGUCUACAUUGUUCUGUCACUGCCCCUCGCAGCCGGACGUAUGGCCACUGCCAACGGAGACUCUCCAAGCUUGACAUUCCUCUGCUGUGCCGGUGCCAUCAUUACCAGUUCUGGUCUGGUUGAUGUGGUUCUAUACACACUCACUCGUCGCGCUCUCAUCAUCGAUUCCGAGCCCAGCCACGAUCGCUCAUACAAUAAGUUCGCUAGCAGCAAGGGCAAGCGUGGUGAUACCCACCUUACGACCAUCACUGCGGACCCCAAGCGCAAAAUGGGUGGCGGUACUUUCAACGACGAUCUUGACGGUUCCACGGACAACAUUGUCUCGCCCAGCCCCCAUGCUAUGGAACACGGCCACGAAAUGGCCCCGAUCGGAAAGGUGUACCAAGAGACAACGAUCGAGAUUACCCACGAGCCUGCUUUCCCCGAUGAGGGAUCAAGCGAGCGCUCAAGUAAGGAGGAGUUCCCCUCCGAGAUGCCACCUCACCAUCAAUGGCGCCGAUGA
Molecule: messenger RNA, 1287 nt
Organism: Penicillium brevicompactum
Lineage: Eukaryota; Fungi; Ascomycota; Eurotiomycetes; Eurotiales; Aspergillaceae
Gene: gprC
Product: protein gprC
Exons: 1
Coding region: 1-1287 (428 amino acids)
Biological process (GO): adenylate cyclase-activating G protein-coupled receptor signaling pathway
Cellular component (GO): plasma membrane
Molecular function (GO): G protein-coupled receptor activity
Source: RefSeq, a predicted model, not a curated record